Molecule: messenger RNA, 1482 nt
Organism: Penicillium cataractarum
Lineage: Eukaryota; Fungi; Ascomycota; Eurotiomycetes; Eurotiales; Aspergillaceae
Product: M18 family aminopeptidase
Exons: 6
Coding region: 1-1482 (493 amino acids)
Biological process (GO): proteolysis
Cellular component (GO): fungal-type vacuole
Molecular function (GO): zinc ion binding; metalloaminopeptidase activity
Source: RefSeq, a predicted model, not a curated record
AUGGCCUCUAAGCAGCCUGCCAAGGACUUCCUGUCCUUCGUGAACGCCUCCCCCACUCCCUUCCAUGCCGUUCAGUCUGCCAAGGAUCUUCUGGCCGAAGCUGGUUUCCAAGAGAUCAAGGAGAAAGAUUCUUGGGCUAAGACCUGCAAGCCCGGUGGCAAGUACUUCUUGACUCGCAACACCACCACCCUCGUUGCUUUUGCCAUUGGAAAGCAAUGGCAGCCGGGUAACUCUAUCUCCAUGAUCGGUGCCCACACCGACUCUCCUGUUCUUCGGGUUAAGCCCGUGAGCAAGAAGAGCGGCGAGGGCUUCAUCCAGGUCGGUGUUGAGACCUAUGGUGGUGGUAUCUGGCACACCUGGUUUGACCGUGACCUCGGUGUCGCCGGCCGUGUGAUGACCCGUGCCAGCGAUGGAUCCAUCGUGCAGAAGCUGGUCAAGGUCGACCGUCCCAUCCUUCGUAUCCCUACUCUGGCCAUCCACUUGGACCGCCAGGAAACCUUUGCCUUCAACAAGGAGACGCAAUUGUUCCCAAUUGCUGGCCUCGUGGCUGCUGAGCUCAACCGCACUGGCGAAUCCAAGCCCGCCGGUGAUGCCGCCAACGGUGCUAAUGACACUGAGAAGGUUGAUGACUUCUCCCCUCUGAAGGCUGUGACCGAGCGCCACCACUCCCACUUUGUCGAGCUCGUUGCUGCCGAGGCUGGCGUCAAGCCCGAGGACAUUCUGGACUUUGAACUGAUUCUGUUCGACACCCAAAAGUCCUGCCUUGGUGGCAUGCUUGAGGAGUUCAUCUUCUCUCCCCGUCUGGACAACUUGAACAGCUCUUACUGUGCUACCGUCAGUCUGAUUGACUCCGUCGCUGACAAGGCUGCGCUGGACAACGAGUCCGCCAUCCGCCUCAUUGCGCUGUUCGACCACGAAGAGAUUGGUAGCCGUACUGCCCAGGGUGCUGACUCCAAUGCUCUGCCUGCCGUCAUCCGCCGCCUGUCGAUGCUCCCUUCAUCCUCUUCCUCGGAUGUCGACCUGGCGACUGCCUAUGAGCAGACCCUCUCCACCUCUUUCCUGGUCUCCGCCGACAUGGCUCACUCCGUCAACCCCAACUACGCUGCCAAGUACGAGCAGGACCACAAGCCCGAGAUUAACAAGGGCCCCGUGAUCAAGAUCAACGCCAACGCUCGCUAUGCUACUAACUCUCCGGGCAUCGUCCUGCUCCAGGAGGUUGCACGUAAGACCUCGGCCGAGACCGGUGAGCCCAUUCCUCUGCAGCUGUUCGUUGUUCGCAAUGAUUCCAGCUGCGGUAGCACCAUUGGCCCUAUGCUGUCCGCUGCCCUGGGUGCCCGUACCUUGGACUUGGGUAACCCGCAGCUGAGCAUGCACAGUAUCCGUGAGACUGGCGGUACUUAUGAUGUCGCCUAUGCGAUCCGCCUCUUCACGGGAUUCUUCCAGCACUACUCGGAGCUGUCCAAGACCAUUUUCGUGGACUAG